GUUUUCAGAUCUUCAGAGAGGUGUGUGUGUGUAGUUCACAAGACACACACACAGAGGAGGGCUGGCUGCUCUUUUCUUUUGUCUGACCUCCUCUGCAAAAAUGCACGCCUCACCUCUAUUUCCUCAAGUUUCCUUACAACCCAUAACACCUUUCGAGCCGUAAAUCUGACAAGCCCUUCCAUGUUUGAGGGAAUUAACGGAAGAUUAUCAUUAGCUCUUCAAAACAUCUCGGAAUGUUCUCUAAAAAAACUCAUGGAGAUGUCAGGAAAUCGACACAGAAAGUGCUGGACCCCAAGAAGGACGUGCUGACAAGAUUGAAACAUCUGAGAAUCGUUAUUGAAAAUGCGGAGCCUGCUGAACUCAAACACCUCUUCGAGCAGAAUUACUCCCACAUCUACUAUGUGUUCUUUGAAAACUUCGUCACCAUCGAGGUUAACCUGAAACAGAAAGGUCACAAAUCGCAAAGAGAAGAGCUUGAUUCUAUUCUUUUUAUUUUUGAGAAAAUCCUACAGCUGUUACCAGAGCGAAUACAAGGAAGAUGGCAGUUCCACAGCAUAGGUCUAAUUCUGAAGAAACUGCUACACACUGGAAACUCCCUAAAGAUCCGGAGGGAAGGGGUGCGUCUCUUCCUUCUGUGGAUGCAGGCUCUGCAGCACAACACUCUGCGAGAGCAGCUCUGGAUUUUCGCCUGUCUAAUCCCUGGAUUCCCUGCACCACAGUCCGAGCUUGGCCCUCGAACCCUGGAUAAUCUGAUCAGCCCUCCCCUUAACCUUCAGGAGCCUCAAGUGACCCCAGAGGAGAUCAGUCCCCUGGUGCCGCCCCAGUCAGGAGACAAAUCCCAGGAAGAUCUAACUGGCUACUUCCUGGAGGCUCUACUAAAAUACAUGGUAAACCAGGCCAAAAGUCUAGAGUGGAAGUGCAAGGAGAACCACGAGAAGGGGUUUGCCUUCUUGUUCGCCAAUUUCAAAAAGUAUUACCUGCCCCAUAUCUUCCCCAACUUCUCCAAGGAGACCAGUUUGUACAAUCCAAUUCUGGAGGUUCCACCCAUGAGACCAAAGCCUUACUACAUAGUUGUAAAAAGAGACCCAGAGACCAAUGAAGCCCUGUACUGCACUAAAGAGAACUUCCUUAAUGCCAGAGUCAUAUUUAUCCGCUGGCUGGUCUCCUUCUGGCUGGAGCCACGGUCAAACACAGGAACACACAUUCCUGGCAUGGAAGGAGAAAACGUGCCAAAGAACAUCCAGAGAGCGGCAGCGGGCCUGGCUGCCCGAGGGGAGAAUGGCGGCCUGAGACCAGAUGGUCUGGAUGGGGGUGGAACUGGCGAACCGGAGCAGUCGCACUCCAACACCAGCACCCUGACGGAGAGAGAACCCAGCUCCUCCAGCCUCUGCAGCAUGGACGAAGAACACCUCACCGACAUUGAGGUGGUGCGCCGGGUCCUGUGCUCCUGUAGAACCAAUGUCAACUUUAUCACCGAGAUCUUUCGACAGGCGUUUCUGCUGCCCAUGUGUGAGGCUGCAGCCAUGCGUAAGGUGGUGCGGCUGUAUCAAGAGUGGAUCUCUCUGCAGGAUAAGCCUGUGUUUAUGAGAGAGCCAGAGGAAGACCGAUUCACAAGCCAGCUGGACUCCACCCACGAGCAGAGAACUGAUAAAGAGGAGGAGGAUAUUGGGCUCACGGUGUCCGUUCACAAUCGAAACCCUAAUUGGUGUAGUAGGAAUUCUGGGAGUAAAUCCUCUGAUUCUGAGGUAUUGGAGUAUAAUGUCCAUGCUGGUGUCCAGGCCACACUACAGGUUUUCAUCACCAACUCCUCCAACGUCUUCCUUCUGGAGGCAGCCAAUGAGCUGAAGUCACUUCUGGAAGAGCAUGUUGACAUGUGCAAGCGUGUGCUCAAUAUAUACCGCAGUCUGGUCAUGCAUGAAACCAUGAACCAGAAGACCUGGGAGCAGAUCUUGCUGGUGUUGCUAAGGGUAACUGAGUGUGUGAUGAAGAGGCCUCCAUCUAUUAUGCCUCAUGGGAAGAAGAGUAACACUUUAUCGGGCCGUUUGGCUGGGGCCAUUUUUCAGACUCUGAUUGUGGCCUGGAUCAAAGGGAAUCUGAAUGUGUACAUCUCUCGGGAGCUGUGGGAUGACCUGCUGUCUGUACUCUCAUCUCUCACCUGCUGGGAGGAGCUGGUCACUGAGUGGUCCCUCACCAUGGAGACACUUACCAAGGUACUAGCACGCAACCUUUACAGCCUGGACCUGAACGAGCUGCCCCUGGACAAGCUCAGUGAGCAGAAACAGAAAAAACACAAAGGCAAAGGUGGCGCCCAUGAGUGCCAGAAAAUCACUGUGGAUAGGUCGUUCUCCAAAGGCUGGAGUCGAGACCCACCAGGCCAGGCUGCUGCCAUGAGACAGCGCAGCGCUACCACUGCUGGCUCACCAGGCAUCGAGAAGGCCAGAAGCAUCGUCAGACAGAAGACAGUUGACCUGGAGGAACCUCCCAUUGUCCAGCGCGGGUCGCGGAUCCGCCACUGCUCUCAAAGUGAGGAGACCCCAUCGUCCGAGGUGUUUUCUGCCUCCGGUGAGCUGGAGCAGCCUCCGCUCCCCCGCAGCAGCAGCGCCUCUGACAUCAUGGAGCCCUUCAUCGCAGAGCGGGUCAAAGGUGCACUUCCUGUCUCUGACAGUCCCUCUCACUCCUCCCACUUUACCACCACCACCUCUGAGUCCCCCCACAGUUCCCCGACCCCACACCAGCUUACUGACCCACAUCAACCCCCCGACAACCAGGCAUCCCUGGAGGUGGGCGAAAGCAUCUAUGACCAUCUCUGCCAGAUGCCGGGGCAGCAACCCCCCUUUAUCCCUGAUUGGUCCUGUCCAGCAGCGGCCUCGAGCAAUCAAAACGAGGGUGAAGGGGAGGAGGAUGUCUUCAGCACUUUUAGGGAGUUUUGUAGCAAGGAGGAAGUGAAGGUGGAAGCAGGUGCAGAUAACAGGCAGGUGCAGCUUGGGGGAAGUGGGGAUUGGGCGCUAGAAUGGGAUAAAGAGAUGGAGCAAAGCGAGAAGAGUUUUUAUGAGUGUUUAGAAGAAUGUGAUUGGGAUUUGAGUGUUAGUACGCAACCAGCAGAGGGCAGCAAAGUCACGCAGCUACACCGCCAGAAUGCCACAGACAGGGCUAGUGAGCGCGAGCUUAGUCCGCAGGCUUCCCAGGUUGCACCCAGGCCCAAACUAUCCCAUCUUGAUCCCAAUAAACGCCACAGUGGUGGUGUCCACGUCAGCUUCCGCCCAUCCACAGAGUCUGUGCAGUUUCACAACCCUCUGGACCCCAAAGAGGCGCACUGGAAGACCCGUCUCCGCCGUCUCGGCCACUUCAGCAGCCACUCGGUUGGGGCGAGUGGGGCAGCGGCCAAGGGUGUGGGGGAGGGGGUCACCUGUUGCGAGGCGGUCGAGCGGGAUAGAGGCUCCAUCAGCGGGGCUAGACGCGGCCGACUCGGCCGCCCAACUCUCCGCCCACGGGGGCCCCGUUCUAGGUCUCAGGAGUCAGGGUGCAGCCCGUCACGGCAGCACCAGGUGGCGCUGUUGGGCGGGGUGUAUAAGUCUAUGGUCCACGCUCUCUCCAAACCCAAGGCCCAGGCAGCGUCGCCCCAGCGUCACAGCAAAGCGCCUGCCACUGAGGCCCACCUGAAGGACCUGUACACUCACGUUAUGGGCUAUUUUGGAAGAAAAACAUCAGCCAAUAAAGAUGAGCUGACACCGAAGAUGAGGCCCAUGUCCAACGAUGCUGGCACCAGCAACCCUAAUGUCAGUGACCUCAUGGACGAGUUCAUCCAGGAGAGACUGAGGGCCAGAGGCACUUCUGGCAUGACGAGGCGUGGCAGUAGUCCAGGAAGUCUGGAGAUCCCCAAAGAUCUACCAGAGCUCCUGAACCGUCAGAACGCCACGCGUCCUGCAGACGACCCCGGUGUGCCCUCUGAGUGGACCUCCCCAGCCAGCGCCAGUGGAAGUGACCUCAUAAGCUCCGACAGCCAAUCAGAUUCCUUCAAUGCUUUUCAGUAUGACAACAAAUUUGAAAAUUUCAGCUUCCCCCCUGAAACAUGUGCUCUGGCCUCUGUGGAUCAGGAUAGUUUGGGAGGAGCAGGUCAGACCGCAGAGGAACAGGAGCUUUCCAGUCUCACAACACUCCACAUUGACUCAGAGACCAGCAGCCUCAGUCAGCAUGGCCUGUCAGCUGACACUGUCACCAUUACUGGUUCUGAGAGCGCGUCUCCAAUGCACUCUCUGGGAGGCUCACGAUCACAGACGCCAUCCCCCGCCACACUGACUGCCGAACACAUCCAGCAUAAAGAUCUACAGCUGGAUGAGAAAAUGCACCACUCUGUGCUGCAGACCCCUGAUGACCUUGAAACCAGUGAGUUUCCGACAGAGGACUGUAGUGUGAUGGCUGGCGGCACUCUGACCGGCUGGCAUGCUGAUGUCGCCACAGUGAUGUGGAGGAGAAUGCUAGGAAUUCUGGGAGAUGUCAACUCCAUCAAGGACCCUGAGAUCCACGCACAGGUCUUUGACUACCUCUGUGAACUCUGGCAGAACCUGGCCAAGAUCAGAGACAAUCUCGGGAUCUCUCUUGACAACCAGUCGUCUCCACCCCCGCCAGAUCUGAUUCCACCUCUGCGGAUUCUGACUCCCUGGCUUUUCAAAGCAACUAUGUUGGGCGAACGCUAUAAGCAGGGGAAACUCCAUGCCUAUAAGCUCAUCUGUAAGAUAAUGAAGAGAAGACAGGAUGUUUCACCUAACUCUGACUUCCUUACGCACUUCUACAACAUCAUGCACUGCGGCCUGCUUCACCAAGACCAGGACAUUGUGAACACCAUCAUUAAGCACUGCUCUCCACGCUUCUUCUCUAUUGGACUUCCGGGUGCCACUAUGCUCAUCCUGGACUUCAUCGUGGCAGCGAGUCGUGUAACUUCCUGCUCGUCCCUCAAUGCUCCACGGGUGGAGGCUCAGAUCUUGUUGGGCUCCCUGGUGUGCCUCCCAAACUUGUACAAUGAACUUCCUGCCCUGCACCCCACAACGGCUGACAUUCUCAUGACGAAAUUCACAGAUGUCAAGGAGCAUAUAAUCAAGCACAUCCUGACCUCUGCCAGAGAUGAGCCUUCUGCACCAGCAAGGUGUGUGGCUCUCUGUAGUCUGGGUAUUUGGCUCUGUGAAGAACUGGUUCAUGGCACUCAGCAUCCGCAGAUCAAAGAAGCGCUUAAUGUCAUCUGUGUCACUGUCAAGUUCUCAAAUAAAACCGUUGCUCUGGUGGCCUCAGACAUUUUGCACCUGCUCAUCAAUUAUGUGGACGAACUGCAGAAAUUCCCGCCUGACACUCCAAAGAAAAUAGUGGAGGUCCUUAUUGCAACCAUAACUUACCUUCUUCCAGCCACAGAGUCCUCCCCUCAUGAGCUGGACAAGAGGCUGGUUGUGUCUCUGCUGCUAUGCUUGCUGGACUGGGUGAUGGCUCUACCUCCAAAAACUCUCCUGCAGCCGGUCCAAGGAGCCUCGGACAAUGAAAAAACUGACAAGUCCAUCCUCAGCUGUAUCUAUAAAGUCCUCCAUGGCUGUGUAUAUGGGGCUCAGAGCUUCAGUAACCCCAAUUACUUCCCCAUUCACCUGUCAGACUUGAGCAGCCCAGACUACGACCCCUUCCUACUACUGGAGAACCUGAAAGAGCCAGAGCCACUUCAUUCACCCGAAUCUGAACGCUCCUCUAAACUGCAGCCCGUCACUGAAGUGAGGAGUCGUAUUCAGCAAGGCCUGAUUUCAAUUGCAGCGCGCACGGUCAUAUCCCACCUGGUCAAUCACCUGGGUCACUAUCCGAUGAGUGGUGGUCCAGCCACUCUGACCAGCCAGGUAUGCGAGAACCAGGAUAACCCGUACAGCGAGAGCGCAGACCUGACCCCUGAACUCUUCGACGCACCCAACUUACAGUUCUUUGUGCUCAAUGGCACCACCCUGCUGUCCUAUCUACAGAUCCGGGCAGAGGACGGCCUGCCCGGUGGCGGGAUGUCAGCUGGCCUCACCACCACCAGUGCCUGCGUUCGGGUGAUCGUGAGGGACAUUUCCGGAAAACACUCCUGGGACUCUGCUGUACUGUAUGGUCCACCUCAUUGCAUCACUCCUAGUCAAACUUUGCAACUCUACUCAUCCUCCAAUCAAGCAGGGGGCGAUAGAGAAUGUGGCCGAGAUGAGGACAGUCUAGAAAGAGGCAGUCAAGAAGAACCAGAGGAUGGUGAUUUUCAGGAGAAUGAGGAGGACCUGGAUGAGCACGAGGAGGAUGUGAAAGAAGACAGAGAGGAGGAAGAAGACGAGGAAGAAGAGGCAGGGCUGGAACUGAUGGCCCCACAGGCCAAACGGCGGUGCAGAGAGGUGAUCCCAAGCUGGGACUCCCUGCAGGAUGGGGAGGACGCCCUGGAUGAAAUGUUGCAGUACCUGGGAUACUCCAGCCCAGAGUGCCUGCAACGUACUGGUGCACUGCUCAACAUUCCAGCCCCACCACCCACCUGCGUGUCCGAGAAGCAGGAGAACGACGUCAUCAACGCCAUCCUGAAGCAGUGCGCCGAAGAGCGGGACUUUACGCUGCAUUGUGGAAAUGACCUGAACAUGAGGGCUGUAGUACAGCAAGAGCCAAGCCCACAGAGACCACAGUCGGCCUUUUACUACUGCAAACUGCUCCUCAACAUACUAGGCAUGAACUCCUGGGAGAAGAGGAACAGUUUCCACCUGCUGAAGAAGAACGAAAAACUACUGAGAGAGCUGAAGAAUCUGGAUUCAAGGCAGUGUCGUGAAACGCACAAGAUUGCUGUGUUUUACGUGGCAGAGGGACAGGAAGACAAGCACUCAAUACUGUCCAACACAGCCGGGAGUCAGGCCUAUGAGGACUUUGUGUCAGGCCUGGGCUGGGAGGUGAACCUAUCGAGUCAUUGUGGUUUCAUGGGCGGCCUGCAGAGGAACAAGAGCACGGGUUUGACCAUGCCUUACUUCUCCACAUCUACAGUUGAAGUGAUGUUCCACGUUUCCACACGCAUGCCUCCGGACUCAGACGACUCGCUCACUAAAAAGUUAAGACACUUGGGUAACGACGAAGUGCACAUCGUUUGGUCCGAGCACUCACGGGACUACCGGAGAGGCAUCAUUCCUACUGAGUUUGGAGACGUGCUCAUCAUCAUCUACCCCAUGAAGAACCACAUGUACAGCAUCCAGAUCAUCAAAAAACCCGAGGUGCCGUUCUUUGGUCCCUUGUUUGAUGGAGCCAUAGUGGAUGGAACUAUCUUACCCACAGUGGUGCGAGCCACGGCCAUCAACGCCAGCAGAGCUCUGAAAUCCCUCAUCCCUCUUUACCAAAAUUUCUACGAAGAGAGAGCGAGAUAUCUGGAGACGAUAGUCCAGCACCACUUGGAACCGACAACAUUUGAGGACUACGCGGCUCGUGUUUUCUGCCCUGCACCUUUCCACCAUCUUCCCUCUGAAGCAGAUCAUAAUCUUUCACUUGUGUGUAUCUAAAGGUAAGAUUCCUAAAGAUGCCGUACACUGAGGCUGCCUGAUUGUCUUUUGCGUUUGUUUGGCUUGUAACGAUGUUAUGAGCUCCUUCUCUUUUCGCUUCAUCUUGUUUGUUCGAUUCCUUUCUAGACUGAAACGUGUUCCCUUCUUUUUCCAUGUUUUCUGUGUUUUGUUCAAUGGGAAGUCUGGAGCAUUCGUUGCAUGACAUGUUCACACAAGAUCCCUAAUACUGACCAACAUUUACACUCUUCUUCACCUCUCUCUAGGUUCCUAGCAUUCAUGUGUGUGUCCAGCAUGAUCUCACAGCUUCACUCACCUUAUCUUCUAUUCUUUAUAUCACACAUAUGUCUGUGUAUCUGUGUAAAUGUCGAUGGAGUCACCAGAAUGGUACAGUAUAACAGCUCUCAUGUGGAUAAUAGAGCUCAGCAGUGGCAGCUGCCAACUUUUUUAGCAGCCUUUGUUCCGGAAGUAUUUUUCCUGUUCCGUAAGCGUUUUUGAAGAUUCCUUAUAAAGAGUUCUUCAACCAACUCUUGAUUGAAUCACAACAUAUCAAAGAAAAAGGUGCAAAGUCUCUUAGGAGUGGAAUUAACUAUGUCACAUAAAUCACUGCAGAUCAUAAUUUAAUCUGAUAUUUUUGUGCCCGACUAUUUUACCAAUACGUUCUUUUCAGUAAACACUACUACCGCUGUGCUGUAAUGCGAACAUCCAGUUUAAAUGAUUGCCUUUACAACAUGUCUGUAUAAUUUUUUUAAUUAAUUUUAUUCAUAAAGGACACAUUGUUUAAUUGCUAAAAUUGAU
Molecule: messenger RNA, 8309 nt
Organism: Sinocyclocheilus anshuiensis
Lineage: Eukaryota; Metazoa; Chordata; Actinopteri; Cypriniformes; Cyprinidae
Product: ral GTPase-activating protein subunit alpha-1-like
Exons: 40
Coding region: 234-7514 (2426 amino acids)
Biological process (GO): positive regulation of GTPase activity; regulation of small GTPase mediated signal transduction
Cellular component (GO): cytoplasm; nucleus
Molecular function (GO): GTPase activator activity
Source: RefSeq, a predicted model, not a curated record